UGCGUUCUCACGUCUGUUACCUAGGCAACCGCCAGAGCCUGAAACGCCGCUGUUAGGAGAAAGAAGAAAAGGUCACCGUCCUGAAGAGAGAAGUCCGGAGCGAACCGAACCGGCAGCAUGCAGCUGAAACACCUGAAGACCCUGCUGAGCCCACAGGACGGAGCAGCGAAGGUCACGUGUAUGACUUGGUCUCACAAUAACGCAAAGUUUGCCGUGUGCACCGUGGACCGCGUGGUUCUGCUGUACGAUGAACACGGAGAGAGGAGGGACAAGUUCUCCACAAAACCUGCUGACGCCAAGUACGGGAAGAAGAGUUACAUGGUAAAGGGUAUGGCCUUCUCCCCGGACUCCACGAAGAUCGCUAUUGGACAGACGGACAACAUAAUUUACGUGUACAGGAUCGGGGAGGACUGGGGAGAUAAGAAGGUGAUCUGUAAUAAAUUCCUUCAGACGAGCGCGGUCACCUGUCUCCUGUGGCCUCUAGAGAACACCAUCGUCUUUGGCCUGGCUGAAGGGAAGAUCCGUCUGGCAAACACCAAGACGAACAAGUCCUCCACCAUCUACGGGACUGAAUCGUACGUCGUGUCCCUGACCUCCAAUAUUUCAGGAAAAGGGAUCUUGUCCGGCCACGCAGACGGCACCAUUGUCCGCUACUUCUUUGAUGAUGAAGGUUCUGGAGAGUCCCAGGGGAAGCUCGCCACCCAUCCCUGCCCCCCGUACGCCCUGGCCUGGGCAUCGAGCAGCAUCGUUGCUGGUGGCUGUGAUAAGAAGCUUGUGGCUUAUGGUCGAGAAGGACAAGUCAUCCAGACCUUUGACUACAGCCGAGACCCUAGUGAGCGGGAGCUGAGCGUGGCCGUCACUAGUCCUAGUGGGCAGUCUGUAGUGGUCGGCAGCCAUGACAGACUGCGAGUGCUGAACUGGAGCGCCCGCCGGGGAUUGUGGGAAGAAUCGCGGCCCAAGGACAUCCCCAACCUGUACAGCAUCACGGCUCUGGCCUGGAAGAGGGACGGCUCCAGACUCUGCGCAGGCACGCUGUGUGGAGGGGUGGAGCAGUUUGACUGUUGCCUGCGACGUUCAAUCUACAAAAAUAAGUUUGAGAUGACCUAUGUUGGACCAAGUCAGGUGAUUGUGAAGAACCUCUCCUCGGGGACCCGUGUGGUGCUGAAGUCUCAUUAUGGAUAUGAGGUCGAUGAGGUGAAGAUUUUGGGGAAGGAUCGAUUCCUGGUCGCUCAUACGUCCGACACUUUGCUUCUCGGAGACCUGGUUUCCAACCGGCUGAGUGAGGUGGCGUGGCCCGGCUCCGGAGGCAAUGAGAAAUUCUUCUUCGAAAAUGAGAAUGUCUGCAUGAUCUUCAAUGCCGGGGAGCUGACCCUGGUGGAGUAUGGCAGUAACGAGGUGCUGGGCAGUGUCCGCACAGAGUUCAUGAACCCCCAUCUCAUCAGUGUGCGGCUGAACGAGCGGAAACAGCGAGGCACGGAGGACAACAAGAAGCUGGCCUACCUCCUAGACAUGAAGAGCAUAGCCAUAGUGGAUCUGGUGUCUGGGUAUAAUUUAGGUAUGGUCACUCAUGACACCAAAAUCGACUGGUUGGAGCUGAAUGAAACCGGACAUAAACUGCUCUUCAGAGAUAAGAAGCUUCGGGUGAGAGGAAUUAUCCGGCCCCAGUCUAAACUAAACGCCCCAUCAUCCCUCUGUGCGCCGCUCCAUCGGGAUCCCGUUAUAUAG
Messenger RNA from Bufo gargarizans (Asiatic toad), 1725 nucleotides. RefSeq names its product intraflagellar transport protein 172 homolog. Lineage: Eukaryota; Metazoa; Chordata; Amphibia; Anura; Bufonidae. Gene Ontology annotation, biological process: intraciliary transport. The transcript is spliced from 15 exons. Gene Ontology annotation, molecular function: protein binding. Gene Ontology annotation, cellular component: ciliary basal body; intraciliary transport particle B; axoneme. Bases 118 to 1725 code for a protein of 535 amino acids. The record is from RefSeq and is a predicted model, not a curated record.